Messenger RNA from Bactrocera oleae (olive fruit fly), 7378 nucleotides. RefSeq names its product chromodomain-helicase-DNA-binding protein Mi-2 homolog (gene Mi-2). Gene Ontology annotation, cellular component: nucleus; chromatin. The record is from RefSeq and is a predicted model, not a curated record. Gene Ontology annotation, biological process: negative regulation of transcription by RNA polymerase II; chromatin remodeling. Gene Ontology annotation, molecular function: histone binding; chromatin binding; ATP hydrolysis activity. Lineage: Eukaryota; Metazoa; Arthropoda; Insecta; Diptera; Tephritidae.
AAUAUCAUAAUGUAUGCAGAAAAUUUAUUGACUUUGAUCGUUUUAUUUAAUCGACAACUCUAUAAAAUACAGUCCUGAUUUUGGUACACUGUUCAAUCACAUUGGCAACGUUGGCAAGAUGGUUUGUUAAAGCGGCUUCGUGAGUGGAUUCUGACGUGCGUUAAUUUUUAGUGCUGAAUUUUUGUAAUUUUAUCUAGUUUUUUGUGAAUUAAUCACCUGAAAUUCGCGAAUAUUAGUGAAAAUGGCAUCUGAAGACGAGAAUGAUGAUACUUUUCAAGAAGAGGAAGAAGCACUCGAUGAGUCUGCGCAAGUAGCUGAACUGUCAAAUGAUUCCGAUGCACCAUUAAAGCCCAACAAUGAUGAAGAUGACGAUUAUGAUCCCGAUGAUAAUCGAAAAAAGAAGAAGGGCAAAAAACGUAAAACUAAAAAAGGAGAAGAAAAAGGACGCAAGAAGAAGAAGCGUAAGAAGAAUGAUAGCGACGAUGACAGUGAUUGUAUGCAGCAUGACGAAGAAGUCGAUUAUAGUACAACGAAGCGUGGACGCAAGCGCAAGGAAGCGGAAAAAUCCACAGCAAAGGAAAAGGAGUCGACAUCUUCAGGCAUGCCAUCUGUGGAAGACGUAUGCUUCGCUUUCAAUGUCACCGAUGUUGAAAUCAAUUACAGCGAAUCUGAUAUGCAAAAUUUAACAUCGUACAAAUCAUUUACUCAACACGUUCGUCCCAUACUACAAAAGGAGAAUCCAAAAAUACCAGCACCCAAGCUAAUGAUGUUAGUUGCAGCCAAGUGGCGCGAAUUUUGCGAGGUAAAUCCAAAUUUGCAGUCGGAGCAGGGUCGCAGCACAGGCGGUGAGGAGGCAGAAGAACCACGCUCGUCACGUUCUUCACGCAAUGAAAAGCCGGACGAUAUAUAUGAAGAAGAAGAAGAGGAGGAAGAUGAGGAGGAGGAAAAAGAAACAUCACGUUCACGCCGUAAGCGUGGUGGUCGUUCAAGCAGCAAGAAAGGCCGACGAGCCGGUAAAGUGCCAACAUUAAAGAUAAAAUUCGGCAAGCGUAAGCGUGGCAGUUCCGAUGAAGAUCAAGAUGCUAGUGGCGCUUCCGAACGUGAUUCUGACUUGGAAUUUGAGAAAAUGUUACAAAAAUCCGAUGAUAGUGCCGAUGAGAAGGAAGUAGCCGCACCUGCCGAAAAAGUGGAAGAGCCUACCGAUGAUGCUAAUGCUGCACCCGUUGUGCGAAAAAAAGCAAAAACCAAAAUCGGCAAUAAGUUUAAGAAGAAGAAGAAGUUGAAAACUACAAGUCGAUUUCCAGAUGGCGAAGAAGGUGAACACGAACAUCAGGACUAUUGUGAAGUAUGCCAACAGGGCGGUGAAAUUAUACUGUGCGAUACUUGUCCCCGUGCUUAUCAUUUGGUUUGUUUGGAACCAGAAUUGGAUGAAGCACCGGAAGGAAAAUGGUCGUGCCCGCAUUGUGAGGCUGAUGGUGGUGCUGCCGAGGAGGAGGAUGACGACGAGCAUCAAGAGUUUUGCCGAGUUUGCAAAGAUGGUGGCGAACUGUUGUGUUGUGAUUCAUGUCCGUCAGCCUAUCACACUUUCUGUCUUAAUCCACCAUUAGAUACCAUACCAGAUGGCGAUUGGAAGUGUCCACGCUGUAGCUGUCCGCCACUGUCGGGCAAGGCAGAGAAAAUUAUUACAUGGCGUUGGAUUGAAUCAAAUGAGCCUUCAACAUCGAAGAAACCCAAAUCUCGCAUGCGUGAGUACUUCGUAAAAUGGCACAACAUGUCAUAUUGGCAUUGCGAGUGGGUAUCUGAGGUACAUAUGGAUGUGCAUCAUCCAUUAAUGAUACGUUCAUUCCAACGUAAAUAUGAUAUGGAAGAACCACCGAAGUUCGAGGAAUCAUUAGACGAGGCAGAUUCGCGGUAUCAACGUAUACAACGACACAAAGCAAAAGGUGGCAUACAAGUCGAAGAUGAGAAUGAAGAAUACAAAAAGGAUUUGGAGGAGCGUUUCUAUCGUAACGGUGUGAAACCCGAGUGGUUGAUUGUGCAACGUGUAAUUAAUCACCGCACUACACGUGACGGAACCACUAUGUAUUUGGUGAAGUGGCGUGACUUGCCUUACGAUAAGUCUACAUGGGAGGAUGAAACUGAUGAUAUCCCUGGUCUAAAGCAGGCGAUUGAUUAUUAUCAAGACUUACGUGCGGCUUGCACUUCAGAGUCGACAACUUCGCGUGUAGGCAAGAAGGGUAAGAAGGGACGGAAAUCGAAGGUAAAAGAACUUGAAGAUGAAGAACGUGUACAACGUCGCUUCACACCACCACCAGAAAAACCGACUACAGACUUAAAAAAGAAAUACGAGGGUCAACCACAAUUCUUGGAAGAAACGGGCAUGCAACUGCAUCCAUAUCAGAUCGAAGGUAUAAAUUGGUUGCGCUAUUCUUGGGGUCAAGGCAUCGAUACCAUAUUGGCCGAUGAGAUGGGUCUGGGCAAAACUAUACAAACGGUCACUUUCUUGUAUUCCUUAUAUAAAGAGGGCCACUGCAAAGGUCCAUUCCUGGUAGCAGUGCCGCUGUCCACGAUCAUUAAUUGGGAACGUGAAUUCGAAUUGUGGGCGCCAGAUUUUUACUGCAUUACUUAUGUGGGUGACAAGGAUUCCCGUGCCGUAAUACGCGAGAAUGAGUUAUCGUUUGAAGAGGGUGCUAUACGUGGCGGCAAAGCAUCACGUCUACGCACUACUCAGUUUAAAUUUAAUGUUUUGUUGACUAGCUACGAGUUGAUUUCCAUGGAUGCUGCUUGUCUGGGUUCAAUCGAUUGGGCUGUGUUGGUUGUAGAUGAGGCCCAUCGCUUGAAGAGUAAUCAAAGUAAAUUUUUCCGUAUAUUAAACAGUUACAAUAUUGCAUAUAGAAUGCUGUUGACUGGUACGCCUUUGCAAAAUAAUCUGGAGGAGCUGUUCCACUUGCUGAAUUUCUUAAGUCGCGACAAAUUUAGCGAUCUAAAUGCUUUCCAAAACGAAUUCGCCGAUGUAUCGAAGGAAGAGCAGGUGAAACGUUUACACGAAAUGCUUGGACCACACAUGUUGCGUCGUCUCAAAGCUGACGUGUUGAAGAAUAUGCCGUCGAAAUCGGAAUUCAUUGUACGUGUUGAACUUUCGGCUGUGCAAAAGAAAUUCUACAAAUUUAUUUUGACAAAGAAUUACGAGGCGCUAAAUUCAAAGAGUGGUGGUAAUUCCUGCUCGCUCAUCAACGUGAUGAUGGAUCUGAAAAAAUGUUGUAACCAUCCCUACUUAUUUCCUUCUGCAUCCGAAGAGGCACCCACGACCGCUGGCGGCAUGUAUGAAAUAAAUGCACUGACCAAGGCAGCCGGCAAACUGGUUUUACUCUCUAAAAUGUUAAAACAACUUAAAGAGCAAGGACAUCGUGUACUAAUCUUCUCGCAGAUGACGAAAAUGUUGGAUAUAUUGGAAGAUUUCCUCGAAGGAGAGGGUUACAAGUAUGAACGCAUUGAUGGUGGCAUCACAGGCAAUUUGCGUCAAGAGGCGAUUGAUCGUUUUAACGCACCUGGAGCACAACAAUUCGUCUUCUUGCUCAGCACACGCGCUGGAGGUUUGGGUAUCAAUUUAGCUACAGCUGACACAGUCAUUAUUUAUGAUUCCGAUUGGAAUCCGCACAAUGACAUACAGGCAUUCUCGCGUGCCCAUCGUAUCGGACAGGCAAACAAAGUAAUGAUCUAUCGUUUUGUGACACGAAAUUCUGUGGAGGAACGUGUCACACAGGUGGCGAAGCGUAAAAUGAUGUUGACUCAUUUGGUGGUUCGUCCCGGCAUGGGCGGUAAAGGCGCGAAUUUCACCAAGCAAGAGUUGGAUGAUAUUUUACGUUUCGGCACUGAGGAACUCUUUAAAGAGGAUGGCGAUAAGGAGGAAGCAAUUCACUACGAUGAUAAAGCGGUAGCUGAAUUGCUCGAUCGUUCGAAUCGUGGUAUCGAAGAGAAAGAGUCCUGGGCUAAUGAGUACUUGUCCUCAUUUAAAGUGGCCUCGUACGCCACCAAAGAAGAGGAUGAAGAAGAAGAAACGGAAAUUAUCAAACAAGAAGCUGAAAACUCCGAUCCGGCGUAUUGGGUUAAAUUGCUGCGUCAUCACUAUGAGCAACAUCAAGAAGAUGUCAGUCGCACCCUUGGCAAAGGUAAACGUGUACGCAAACAAGUCAAUUACACAGAUGGUGGUGUAGUCCCGGCGGACACAACGCGCGAUGAUGGUAACUGGCAGGACAAUGCAUCUGAAUACAAUUCGGAUUACUCGGCUGGCUCCGAUGAAGAUGGAGGCGAUGAUGAUUUCGAUGAGCAGAACGGCGGAGGAGAGGGCCGCAAAGCAAAACGUCGUGUUGAGCGCCGCGAUGAUCGCCCGUUGCCACCAUUAUUGGCGCGUGUCGGUGGCAACAUCGAAGUAUUGGGUUUUAAUGCGCGUCAACGUAAGAGUUUCCUUAACGCAAUAAUGCGUUUCGGAAUGCCUCCACAGGACGCCUUCAAUUCACAAUGGUUGGUUCGUGAUUUGCGCGGCAAAUCUGAGCGUAAUUUCAAGGCUUAUGUUUCCCUAUUUAUGCGUCAUCUUUGUGAGCCGGGCGCUGAUAACGCUGAAGCUUUUGCUGACGGUGUACCGCGUGAAGGUUUGUCCCGUCAACACGUGCUGACACGUAUAGGUGUUAUGUCGCUGAUUCGCAAGAAAGUGCAAGAGUUCGAGCACAUAAACGGCUACUACAGCAUGCCCGAAUUAAUAUUGAAGCCCUGCGAGCCAGUGCGUGGACAAAUUGGUGGACUGCCAAAGCUGGCGGAUGGUCAAACAGCGGCAGUUGGUGCUGAGACUGAAGCAUCUAAAGCAAUUGAGGACAAGAGCGCGACGACCAGUACAAGCGCCACGCCAGCCACCAGUGCGGCACCAAGUCCAGCGCCUGCAUCCGAAAAGGGCGAAGAUAAAUUGAGCACGGCUGUUGGUGAUGAAAUCAAAAAAGAGAGUGAAAUCAACACAACUUCAAGCGGCGAUAAGGAACAGAUACCAGAUGUAAAUAGUGAGACAAAAGAUGAACAAAAGGUGGAAGUGUCCUCAUCUAGCGGUGAUGUGAAAUUAGAAAAGAGUGACGAGAAAGAUAAAACUGGUGGUGAACUCGGCAAAGAUGUCAAAUCGGAGACGGUUGAAGGUGGUGAUGUAAAAAAGGAGGGAGACAGUGCUUCCACGCCAAAGGACGCAAAGGACUCCAAGGAAGACGCUAAUAAAACUGUAAAAGAUGACAGUAAAUCAGAACAAAAGCCUAAAGAGGAACCAACUACGACCAUCAUUGAUGAUGAUGACGAUGAUGUGAUGAUUGUCAAAGAAGAUGGAGAAUUGGAGAAACCAACAGCCAAUACUUCGAGUGGUACAGUUAACGCCAGCAACAACAAUGUUAAGGAGCAAAAGCCGAAAAUUGAAGAGAGUCUCGAGGUUUUGAAACGUAAAUUUAUGUUCAACAUCGCCGAUGGCGGUUUUACCGAGCUUCACACACUCUGGCUAAAUGAAGAGAAGGCUGCCGUGCCAGGACGUGAAUAUGAAAUUUGGCAUCGUCGUCACGACUACUGGCUGUUAGCGGGUAUAGUGACACAUGGCUAUGGACGUUGGCAAGACAUACAAAACGACAUACGUUUUGCUAUCAUCAAUGAACCCUUCAAAAUGGACGUUGGUAAAGGCAAUUUCUUGGAGAUUAAAAAUAAAUUUUUAGCGCGUCGUUUUAAAUUGCUCGAACAAGCGUUAGUUAUUGAGGAGCAAUUGCGUCGUGCCGCUUUCCUGAAUUUGGCGCAAGAUCCCAAUCAUCCGGCAAUGUCGUUGAAUGCACGUUUCGCUGAAGUCGAAUGUCUUGCCGAGUCGCAUCAACACUUAAGCAAAGAAUCUUUGGCAGGCAAUAAACCAGCUAACGCAGUACUGCACAAAGUGUUGAAUCAACUCGAGGAGUUGUUAUCCGAUAUGAAGAGCGACGUUUCGCGUCUACCAGCCACUCUGGCACGCAUACCGCCCGUGGCGCAACGUCUACAAAUGUCUGAACGUUCAAUACUUUCACGUUUGGCUGCAACAGCCGGCAACACAUCCAAUGCGGCGCAAUUGAUGGCUCAGUUCCCAGCCGGUUUCCAAGGCACUACUUUGCCCGCCUUUGCUGGUGGACCAGCAGGCAAUUUCGCCGCUUUCAGACCGCAAUUCUCCGUGCCCGGACAGUUGUCUAACAAUUCUGGCAGCAGCGCAGCCAACAAUUAAAUUAUUUACCUAAUUCUUUUGAGUUAUUUUUUAAUAUACAUACAUAUUUACAUAUUUUUCCUACUAUUUAAUUUUAAAAAUUUUAUCUCAUGUCUUAUCUAAAUAAACAUGCAAAUGAGUUGUGUGUUUAUACAUACACAUACUAUGUUUAGUGGUAUUCUAUCGAAAUACAGACCUUAACUAUUAAAACUUAUUUUUACAGAUAAAAAUUUAUUUGUAGCAUUUAAGUAAUAGAAUUGCAAUAAUAAUAUACAUACAUAUAAAGCUGACGACAAAUUGUCAAUUUAUGUGCUCUACAACAACAAUGCUAAGCUUCAGGGUACAUAAAACAACAAUUGCAGAUAUCAGAAUAUUUGAUAAGAUUUAACAAAUUUAUAUAAUGUUUUUACAACUUCAAAAAACUAAAUUUAAUUCACAACACUAAUAUCACAGUAAAAUAAACAUUUGUCUGAAGAUUUAAAAGCAGGAUUCAAUAAAGAAAGAAUAGUUUGCAUAGAACAUUAACUGGAAAUAAAUGGAUAUGCCCAUACUUAUAUUAAAAAAAAAUAUGUCUCGAUAGUUAUCUCCAACAAAAAGGUUGUUAUAAAAUUUAAAAAAAAAGUAAACACUUACGUUUAUUUUCGAUUGUAAAGAUAAAUAAGCUUUUAAAUCAAAUAUGAACUCCAAACUACAAUACAAAUAAAAGGUUAUUGCUUUUUUUUCUGUUUUAGCAAUAAACACAUCCGAGAUAUUUUUUCGUUUGUGUUUUGAGAAGAAAAUGUUGUAGAGCAUAUGCAAUCUUGGUAAUUCUGAAAACGCGAAUUUGGUUUAACAAUAACAAUAGUCUUCAAUUAUAAACACGUAUUCCAAUAGUAAUCCAUGAUAUCCAUAAUUGAACCAAAAGCAUUCAUACAACAAAUAUCAAUAUACAAUUUAAAAUAUUAAAUCUCAAUGUCAACUUAUUCAAACAAUAGUUAUGCAAACAUAAUAAAAAUAAUAAUUUUUAAUAUGUGUUUUAGAGAGUAUUCACCCAAGCUACUAGUAUUCGAUUCCAAAAGACACGUAUGAUUACAAUACAAUAAAUAUUGCAUUAUUAAUGAACAUUCAUCUGUAUGUGUAAUAAAUGGGAGAAAUAUAAAA